UCUUGUCUCUCCCACCCAAACUUCCUCUUGUCUUUUCCAACUUCCCCUUUUGCUAAAGCAAGAGAGAGAGAGAGAGAGAGAGUGUGUGUGUGUGUGUGUCCCAAGAUGUCAAGCAGAAGGUCCAGGAUCUCAGAGGAGGAGAUCACUGAGCUCAUCUCCAAGCUCCAGUCUCUUCUUCCCGAGACCCGCCGCAGAGGCGCAAGCAGAGCUUCAGCAGCAAAGGUACUGAAGGAGACGUGCAACUACAUCAAGAGCCUCCACCGGGAGGUGGACGACCUUAGCGACCGCCUCUCGGAGCUGAUGGCGACCAUGGACGUCGACAGCGCCCAGGCCGAGAUCGUGCGGAGCCUCUUCCGUUCCUGAGCUACUUAAAGAGUGAUCAGAAAAGAGACAUCUCUGCUGCUUCCUUGUUGUUCAUGUAAAUUUUCUUUGAGGUCAGGCUCGAGUUGCUUUUGUCUAUGAACAACCGACCGACCACUACUUGCAAAAGCAUUCAUGUACUCCAUGCA
Molecule: messenger RNA, 509 nt
Organism: Musa acuminata AAA Group (dessert banana)
Lineage: Eukaryota; Viridiplantae; Streptophyta; Magnoliopsida; Zingiberales; Musaceae
Product: transcription factor ILI5-like
Exons: 2
Coding region: 106-363 (85 amino acids)
Biological process (GO): regulation of DNA-templated transcription; regulation of growth
Molecular function (GO): protein dimerization activity
Source: RefSeq, a predicted model, not a curated record